GCGAUGACGUAAUUACGUAUUGAGUCGUCCAGUCGUGGCUGGCUCACGUGUGACUUUGUUAUUAAUGUUUUGUUUCUCUGGAUAUUCAGUAUUAAACAAAUGUAAGCUCAACUUUGGGCAUUUAAUUCACCCGUUGAAUAUCUGUUCACUAUCUGAAGUGUCUAACUGUUGGCGCUGCAGUGACCGAGACGUAACGGAAUCUAAGUCUGCUUUUUAGUUAUAGCACUGGCACAGUAACCCUAACGUUAUGCAAAGCAGGUGGUCAUGGCUUGGAAGUCGAGGACCCGUAAUCUACAGGUGUUUGACACGGAGCUGAGUGCUGACACGGUGGAGUGGUGUCCUGUUGCAUCGAACCACGAUGUCCUGGCCUGCGGGACGUACCAGCUGCAUAAAGGGGCAGAGGAAGAGGAUGCCACCCCAAGGCGGACUGGUCGCUUGUACCUUUUUGAAUUUCGGCGAGAGGGAUCUAUGAUCCCUCCUCUCACUGAGCUACAGCGCAUGGACACCGCGGCCAUUUUAGAUUUGAAAUGGUGCCAUGUGCCGGUGUCAGGGAGGGCAGUGCUGGGAAUGGCAGCUGCCACCGGAGAGCUGCAGCUGUACACGCUGUCAGACAGUCAGGAAGGUGGCUGUAGUCUGCACUCGCUGUGCAGUUUGGAGGUGGGAGCAGAGCGGCUGGCUCUGUCGUUAGACUGGUCCACGGGGAGAAUGGACAGCAGUGAUGUGCGGGUGGUGUGCAGCGACUCUGCAGGCUGCAUCAGUGUGCUGUCCCUGGCUGAAGGCGCUCUCACAGCUCUGUCACAGUGGAAAGCCCAUGACUUUGAGGCCUGGAUCUCAGCCUUCUCCUACUGGGACACACAGCUGGUUUACUCUGGUGGGGAUGAUUGCAAACUUAAAGGCUGGGACCUCAGGGUCGGCCCCUCCUGCCCCACGUUCACCAGUAAAAGGCACUCGAUGGGUGUGUGCAGUAUUCACAGCAACCCACAUCGGGAACACAUCCUGGCUACAGGCAGCUACGAUGAGCAGGUUUUGCUGUGGGAUGGCAGGAACAUGCGGCAGCCUCUCAGCGAGAGUCCCGUGGGCGGUGGCGUGUGGAGGCUCAAGUGGCACCCGACUCACCAGCACCUGCUGCUGGCAGCCAGCAUGCACAAUGACUUCCACAUCCUUCACUGCCAGCAGGCCCUGGAGGGCAGUGGAGGAGCGUGUCCGGUCGUAGCCUCCUAUAUCCUCCACAACUCCCUGGCGUACGGAGCCGACUGGUCCCAGCUGUCCCUGGAGGAGCCCGUUCCUUGCUCCCCCGUUGCUGCAGAACCAAAGGAAAGCCUCACAGAGAGCGGAGGACACCUGAGAAUUCAGUACGAAUCUCCCACUGCCAGCUUCGACACUUCCCUAGAAGAUGAUGCAGGACGAUACAUCCCAGAGGGCAUUGCAGCGCCCUCUGUCAGUGGGGAUAGAGGUCCAGGCCCUGCCCUCAACUCGAACGAGGACGCGUCUUCACUGUCCUGUCUGCUGGCAAGCUGCUCAUUCUAUGACCAUAUGCUCCAUGUGUGGCGCUGGGACUGGACUCCAGAUGAGGCUCAACAGGAAUCAGAGCAAUGUGGACCAGGCUGAGCACCGGCUACAUUGACACUACAGAAAUAUCUUCUAUCAAAUUAUACCAUGCAGCGAAGUAAAGCAGAAUGUACAGCCCAGCUAUAACAUUGGCAUGAUGUUAUUCCAUUCAGUGUCUUCACUAUGCAGUCUCCACACUUUGGAAUAACUUAUCACAGAAUAUGCAAUUAGGAAAAUGGUAUAUUUUCGUAAUGACACAGAUUUUUAUAAACUUGUAUUUAAAGUGAAAUUGCUUAUAAUCCUUUUAAUGUACAUCAUGUAGCAGCAAGAUCAAAACAACCAUUCACCCAGAUACCUUUCCUUUUAUUGUAGCUUUUUUUCAGCACUUUGUGAUCGUGUUGAAGAUGAUUGUUCACAAAAACACCAUGCUUAAAGAAUAGCAACAAUUGUGUUACUGUAGGUACCCAUGCAGUAUGUGUGAAUGUAUCUGAUCACUUACUCUAAGGGAAAUUCUCUUCAUUUCUAGCCCUCAGCCUUCUAAGGACAUUGUGCUCCUGGAUUCAGUUAAGCAUAAGGAUAUUUUUGGCAGGGUUGAUGCUUGAUGACUUGUGAUUUUAGCCCAGAUUAGCUGGUUGAAGGCAGGUAUUAAAGUUCUGCUGUAGUGAACUUUCUCUAGAUAACCCCUUUUUGCAUUUGUAUAUGAUAAUGCCAGCAUCUGGGCUGCUCCACAAAAAUUUGGGGUGGUAAUCUUUACCAUAUGAGGAUUUUGGAAACUUUACCACAAAUGUAUAUUCAUGACACUUUCUGACCAAUAAAGUUCAAUUGACAAGUU
This is a messenger RNA of Perca fluviatilis (European perch), 2380 nucleotides long. RefSeq names its product diphthamide biosynthesis 7 (gene dph7). The transcript is spliced from 10 exons. Bases 265 to 1608 code for a protein of 447 amino acids. NCBI's taxonomy places the organism in Eukaryota, Metazoa, Chordata, Actinopteri, Perciformes, Percidae. The record is from RefSeq and is a predicted model, not a curated record. Gene Ontology annotation, molecular function: protein binding.